This is a messenger RNA of Haliotis rubra (blacklip abalone), 14097 nucleotides long. Its product is annotated as protocadherin Fat 4-like. The record is from RefSeq and is a predicted model, not a curated record. NCBI's taxonomy places the organism in Eukaryota, Metazoa, Mollusca, Gastropoda, Lepetellida, Haliotidae. Bases 1 to 14097 code for a protein of 4698 amino acids. The transcript is spliced from 74 exons. Gene Ontology annotation, biological process: homophilic cell-cell adhesion. Gene Ontology annotation, cellular component: plasma membrane. Gene Ontology annotation, molecular function: calcium ion binding.
AUGACGGUGAGAGCCACCGAUCUUGGCACUCCAACACAGCAAAGUACCCAGGUUGCCACUGUGAGGAUCAACGUCCUCCGUAACAACAACUGCCCACAGUUCAUCAACCUCCCGGCAAACAUCACCAUUCCAACCUCAGUCAACUUUGGCAACAGUUUGUAUAAUAUCACCGCUCUUGACAACGAUCCACCUGGACGAUUCAGCACUCUCAUUUACGACAUCAUCGGCGACGACAAUGCACCUGUGUACUUCAGCAUCAACACUUUCAGUGGUGCAGUCAGCGCACUGCCCAACCUGGUGUCUGACACCUUGACCAUGUACAGGUUACGAGUACGUGGCCGGGACGGCGGCUCUCCUUCCUGCGAGAUAUAUGAAGUCCUCACCAUCCACAUUCCAAACAAUGUUGUGAUAUACAGUCUCGCACAAACAUCAAACUACCACGACAUAUUCUUCGUCGAUGACGUCAACGGCAACGUGUAUUUGAGGACUUCUCUCAUUGGAACAACCAGUAACAGUUAUGAGCUGUCCCUCGUGGCGACUGACCAGGGGUCUCCGGCACUGUCCAGUACUCCCGCCAAAUUGAUCGUCAACGUCAUCAGGAACGUCAACCCACCCAUCUUCACCAUGGAGCCUUACACACAGAACAUCAGCCAGAAUGUCGUGACAGGAUUCCAGGUCAUCACCGUGUUAGCAACAGAUGCCGACCUCACUCCACCGUACAACACCCUGACAUAUGACAUCAUCGGUGACGACUCUGCACCAACCUACUUCGUCAUAAACCCAUCAUCUGGUGUGAUCAGCUUGUCCCAGUCAAUCUCCUCGGAUGUCACAGAUCAGUACCAGAUUAGAGUGCGUGUCCAAGAUGGCGGCAGUCCUCGACUCAGUGAUGUCAUUGUGGUGCUGGUUAAUGUUGAGAGGAACCUGUUCCCACCAACCUUCACUAGCAACUCGUAUGGAGAGGUCAUCCUGGAGUCUCGAACCGUGGGAACUCGUGUUCUCAGAGUUUCUGCUAAUGACCUUGACACAACAACUCCAAACCAGAUUGUGCGUUAUGGUAUGUUAGGAGACACAAUUGAUAGCACCUACUUCAUGAUUGAAGCCGUCACUGGCGACGUCAUCGUCAGACGUCCUCUCACCGACGACACCCAAAACACAGUUGUGUUUGCUUUCCAAGCAACAGCAAAUGACCUUGGCGCCCUCCAACGUAACGCAACGCCAGUUGACGUGACGAUCACCGUCAGGAGAAACCAGAACAGCCCUGAGUUCCUCCAGACGUCCUAUACAACCACAGUAACGCAGAACCACCCUGGGGGAAGCAGCGUCUACCAGACAACUGUUGCAGACAGGGACACUGUGGCUCCUUUCAAUGUUCUUUCCUUCGAACUUAUUGGCGACGAUUCUGCGACAUCAUUUUUCACCAUCAACCCAAGCAGUGGUCUCAUCACGCUGAGAAAUGGUGCUGAUCUGACAACAGACACUGAAAUUCGCUACAUAGCCCGUGUUCUUGCUCGCGAUGGCGGCGUUCCUUCCAGAAGUGCGACGUCGGUUGUAGUCAUCAACGUGUUGAGGAAUCUGUUCCCUCCUGUGUUCAUGAAUGUUGACUUCUUCAGGACUUCAAUCAAGGAAACACUGACCGUGGGGUCUAACAUUGCUGACGUGAAUGCAACAGAUGCCGACACCACGGCUCCAGAAAACACGAUUCAGUACUCCAUUGAAGGUGAUGAUGUGGCACCAGAGUACUUCUUCAUCAACCCUAACACUGGAGAAAUUACUUUAUUGAAACCUGUGGAAAAUAUCAACAUCAAUCUCUUCAGGAUUGCGUCCUAUCGCGUGCUUGGGAUCUCGCCCGCACCGACCUUCUUUGACGUCAGUUCCCAGAUUGGUGCUAUUGCUGUUCGCCGUGAUUUGAGACUUGACCCUGCUCGUCUGACAUUUUACCAGCUCCAGAUCGAGGCUACCGCUACACUGGACAUCAGUGUACAGACCGCCACAACCGUGGUUAACAUCACCGUAACACGGAAUGAGAACGGGCCUGUUUUCACAGACAACAGCUAUGUGACCAGCAUCCGAGACACCACUGUCAUAGGCACUGUGGUUCUCACAGUUACAGCAUCCGAUAUGGAUGGGGAUCUAGUAGACUACCGAAUGCUGGACAGCAAUUCUGCCGGAACGUAUUUCUACCUCAACCCUAGAACCGGACAACUCUCAACCAAAAUUUCACUCCGUGAAAUUAACUUGCAGAGAGUCCAGUUCCAAAUUCAAGCUGGUGAUCAACGAGCACCAGAGAGAACUUCACGGUCCAACGUCACAAUUGUCAUCGAACGUGAUCAGCAACGACCUCAAUUUGUUGACGAUCCCUACACGACUGCAGUUCAAGAGACUACCGUUAAUGGAUCAACCGUCUACCAAGUGUCUGCUUUCGAUGCUGAUUUACAGGGUUCCCUCACGUACGAGAUCAUAGGGGAGGGUGUUGCUCCAGCCUUCUUUGAGAUCAACUCUAACACCGGCAUGGUUACUGUCUAUGACAGAGAAGCUCUCCUGUUUGACAGAGGGACAAACUACAAACUCGUUGUUGUUGUGUACGACUCUGCCUACCCUGCCGUUAGGGAUACAGCCGAGAUCGGUAUUGCCGUCCUCCGCAACAUCAACACCCCCAUCUUCACCACCAACACCUACGAGGUUACCAUUCCAGACACAUACGAACUUGGCACCAACAUAACACAGGUCUCUGCAAGUGACAGUGAUGACAAUAUUGUCAAGUAUGAGAUCACCGGCGAUACCCGCGCCUUGGAAUUCUAUUAUGUGAAUCCCGAUAACGGAGUUAUCUCACUGAAGAAGCUUCUCACAGAGGGAUCCCAGCCCACUGAUACGCUGACAAUACGAGCCCGUGACCAAGGUGUCCCCGAGAAGUUCGGCAACUGUUUAGUGAUCGUAUCCAUCAAGAGGGACGAUCAUGCUCCCGUGUUCACCCGCGUCCCUUACCGGGCCACUGUCCAGCGUCUCUCCCCCGUCAACAUGACCGUAAUCCGGGCGACUGCCACUGACCAGGACUUGCAGGGAACACUCCAGUAUGAAAUCCUCGGCAACUAUCCCGCCCCAAGCUUCUUCCAGAUUGAUGCCGUUUUGGGUGACAUUACAAUCAAGCGACCACUUGCAUUCGACAGCCUUCUGACAAACACUUACUAUGUAACCAUGGUUACUUUUGACACGGUGUACCCCAGCAAUAGAGCAACCGCAACAGCCACCAUCUUCGUGGACAGGAACCCGAAUGGUCCGACAUUCAACCCCCAAGUGUAUGAACGACAGAUAGAUGAAAACACAUCCCUUGGAGCCCUUAUCGUUGAUGUCAACGCUACUGACUUGGACAACGACGUCAUCCGAUAUAGUCUCAAGGGCGAUACUCUUGACAACGAAUUCUUCUACCUGAACGAAGACACUGGUUACAUUUCAUUGAGAAAAAACCUUUUGUCUGUCAAUGAUCGCCAGUUUAGGUUUAACGUUAUCGCGAGUGACCAGUCCAAUCCAGAACGAACCUCAACAGCCAACGUCAUCGUUAACAUCAUCCGCGAUGAGGCACCACCCCAGUUCGUCCAACUGCCCUACGACACGGUUGUCUUAGAGACAACAAACAUCGGCACAUCAGUCUACAGGGUCUCCGCCAUCGACUCCGACAUCAAGGGCACCAUUGUGUACACGGCUACCGGAGACCUGCAAGCUCCUUACUACUUCAACAUUAACCAAACAAAUGGCAUCGUCACCGUCCGCAACAACAUCAGAGAUGAUGUCGCAUCCAACUAUGCUCUGCGUGUGGCCGCAUUUGACAACGCCUCUCCCGGAAGGACUGCAACUGCCCUACUGAGUAUCCAGGUUCUGAGGAACCCCAGCCCUCCCAUCUUCACAAGCAGCCGGUAUGAGAUCACUAUCCCAGAACACCAGAAUCUUGGGUCUGUCGUACAACAGGUCAUGGCCAGCGAUCCUGACGGGGACGUUCUGCGAUUCAACCUGGAACUUGACAACAGCGCCAGUGCUUCCAACAGCCUCCUGGCUCUAGAGUACUUCUACAUCCUGGAACAGUCAGGGGUCAUCUACCUCCGUAAACCUCUAACAGACGACACGGUCGACACUGCCAGAUUCACGAUGUUGGCCCGAGCACGUGAUCAGCGAGACAAUGAAAAGGAGUCGUUCGCUGUCGUCGUGAUCAACGUCCAGAGAGACCAGUUCCUGCCCGUGUUCUCACAGACGCCGUACAUUACCAGCCUUGAGGAGACCGUCCCUGUAGGCACCGUGGUCUUCAGACCAUCGGCAUUUGACAGAGACCUUGUGGAAGAACUAGAGUACAGAGUGAUCGGCGACACUAUCGGCCCCUUUUACUUUGGCAUCAACUCCACCAACGGCGUCAUCACUCUGAAGAACAACCUCCGGACAGACAAUGCCAAUUUUAACUACACUCUGAGACUGACAGUUAUCGACACCGCCUACCCGACCGAGGUCGCCACUGCCACAGUUGACAUCAGGGUAUCCCGUAACAUCUACGCUCCCCAGUUCACCCAGUCACCCUACCGUGUAACCAUCAACGAGACGGCUAGUGUUGGUGUCGGUAUACUGCAGGUUUCCGCGACCGACGCUGAUGGGGACCGAGUGAUCUACGAAGCAGCCGGUGACAAUGACACUCUCCAGUAUUUCUUCCUGUCCAGUGACACUGGGCUCAUCAGCAUCCGGGAACCCCUCACAUCCUCAUCCAGAUCUGGUUAUAGGAUGUCGAUCAUAGCUCGAGAUCAAGGCAACCCUGAACAGAAAACACCCGUCCUCGCUCUCAUCACCGUUAUCAGAGACCAGGCUGCCCCCUUCUUUAUAAACACACAGGAUUACAGCACCAUCGUGAACGAAGCCAUACCAGUAGGCAGUAGCGUCUUCAACGUAACUGCACAGGAUGGUGAUCUUCUCGGCGCCAUCAACUACGAACUCAUUGGAGAUUAUCCUACCCAGAGUUUCUUCAGCGUGGACAUACAGACUGGGCAGAUUGUCACAACUGACAACCUAAAGAGUGACAGUCUCAGAUCGGCUAAAUAUGUGGCCCGGAUAAUUGCUUAUGAUACAAUCCGACCUAUGGUACGAGCAACCUCAACAGUGGCUAUCACCGUAGUGAGGAACCCUAACAGACCACAGUGGCUGCAGUCCGCUUACAUCCAGACCAUCUCGGAGACCAUGAUGGCGGGGACUAGUGUUCUCAACGUUACAGCCAAUGACAGGGAUGCUGAUGAUAUUGUCACCUAUGAAAUCCUCAGUCAAACCUCGAUGCCUUUUGGUCUGACAAGUCCUUACUUCUACAUUGAACGCCAAACUGGUAUAAUCACUCUCAGGGAGUCAGUCCUCAACGCCGACAUCAGCCAAGUUCUGAUACUCCUAAGAGCGUGUGACAACGGUAUUCCUAGACAGUGUGCUAAUUCCUCAGCAGGAAUCGACAUUAUCAGGAAUCAGUUCUCUCCGGUUUUCCAAAACCUUCCAUAUGAGAUCGUUCUUCCAGAGGCCACAGAGGCGAGCACCCAGGCAACCCUUCUCAAUGUCUCAGCCAUAGAUCAAGAUCUGAUUGGCCAGAUUGUAUAUGAGCAGGUGCUUCCUGGCAGUGCCUACUUUGACGUCAAUCCCGCAUCAGGGGCGAUAACUCUCAGAUCAAGUCUCCUCCUUGAUAGCAGACUUCAAAUCGUGUUCCAGGUAUUGGCUUACGAUGACAAGCAUCCCCAGAGAAAGACGACAGCUGAUGUAACGGUCAAUGUUUUGAGGAACCCAAGUGGACCUCGCUUCCUGCAAGAUCCUUAUGAAGCGACUGUAUCAGAGACGUACCCUCUUGGCGACAGCCUCAUCAAUGCCACCGCUGUGGACUCCGACGGGGAUGUACUCCGAUACUCUCUCAUGUCCUUAUCAAUUGACGAGAAUCUCUUCUACAUCAACCCUGACAAUGGCCUCAUCUCUCUCAGGAAGCUCCUCUCGGCUUCCACAGCCACAAGAUACUCGCUGACAGUCAAAGCAACAGAUCAGAGAAUUCCUGAACAAACUGCUACUGCCCUAGUACUGAUUUCCGUGACACGGGACAACAGUGCACCAUUCUUUGUGGGAGGACCCUAUGCUAUCAGCGUUCCUGAAACCCGGGAGAUCAAUUCCACCAUUGUUGCGGUCAGUGCUCGGGACAGUGACAUGAAAGGGUCUAUACAGUACGAAGCCAUAGGCGUUUACCCAGCAACAUCCUUCUUCAAUGUUGAGGCGACCAGCGGCAACAUCAGGAUCAUCCGUAGUCUGUUGACAGAUGGCCUUCUGUUCACGUCAUACACUCUGAGAGUGGUCGCCUUUGACACUGCGUAUCCCACAGCCAGAGCCACCAGUGAUGUAACCAUCGUUGUUAUUCGUAAUGAAAACGGCCCCAGCUUCCUCCCAUCCGCAACAUAUGAAACACAGGUGUCCGAAGAUGUCGUGAUUGGUACCAGCAUCCUCCAAAUCACUGCAGUGGACCAAGAUGCAGGGGACGUCGUGACGUACCAGCUUGUAAACGCCACAUCGAGUGGAACACAAUACUUCUUCCUUGACCGAGAUGCUGGGAUCAUAAGCACCAAAAAAGCGCUCAGUGGAGCUCCUGAAGACCUGUACACAGUAAGUACUAGAGGCGUCGUCAGUGUCCGGAAACCUCUUAAAGAGGGCACCUCCCGACAAUACACAUUCACUGUGCAAGUCCGCGACCAGGCGUUCCCUGAACUCUUCAGCACUACCACCGUCCAGAUCACCAUAGACAGAGAUCAGUUCCCGCCUGUCUUUACUCAGAUGACCUACGUUACAGCUAUCACUGAGACUACUGAAGUGAACACCUCACAGCCUAUUGUUGUGGUGCAGGCUGCUGACAAGGACAGAAGGGAAGAUAUUGUGUAUGAAGCGAUUGGCGAUGGCUCAGCUCUGGCUUUCUUCAGGAUCGACUCAACUUCUGGAGCAGUAUACGUCAAGACUCCUCUGAUCCAGGAUAGUCUUGUUCUAUAUACACUUCGCGUACAAGCCUACGACACGUUCUAUCCAACCAACAUCGGCUACAGCACCGUCACCAUCAGUGUAAUCCGUAACCCCAGCGGACCCGUCUUCACCGCUAACGAGCAUGCCAAGUCAGUUCUGGAGUUUACCACUGUAGGGUCCCGGAUCAUCACCGUCACUGCAACUGAUGCUGAUGGGGAUGUCCCAGUCUAUUCGCUUGUGGGAGGUAUGGAGGCACUGGAGUAUUUCUACAUUUCCCCCAGCUCAGGGGACAUCUUCCUGAAGAAACGCCUCUAUGAGAGUCCAACACAACAGUACCAGAUGUUCGUACAAGCCUCCGAUCAGCGCAAUCCGGUCAGACUGACCAAUACAACAGUGUUUGUAACUGUUGCGAGAAGCCAGCCUCCGCGCUUUGUCCAAGGGCCAUACUCAUUCAGUGUUUCAGAAAAGACACAGAUUGGCACGUCAGUCUACGGUGUCAGUGCCAUUGACUCUGACAAACAGGGCACCAUCACGUAUGAAAUUGUCGGUGACGCCCCAGCCCCCAGCUACUUCGCCGUCAACUCCACCACGGGGGUGGUGACAGUCCGUUCCAACCUGCUGCUAGAUAGCAACCAGAACUAUAUCCUCCGUGUCAAGGCACACGACUCUGCGUUCAUGUCUCAAACAGCGACAGCCACCAUCAGCAUCUUCAUCGCAAGGAACGACAACCCACCUAUCUUCAUCAGAGAACCAUAUACCAUCGAGCUGCCAGAAGAGUUUGCUUUAGGACAACGAGUCAUCAACAUAACUGCGGAGGAUGCAGAUAACGACAACAUCCGUUACAGCAUGUUAAGCUCCAGCCUCGCCGACUACUUCUACCUCAACCCAGACACCGGAGUCAUCUUCCUGACCAAGAGUCUUGAAUCAACAGUCCAGAACAGCUUUUUGUUGUCGGUUCGUGCAAGUGACAGCCGCAUUCCUCAACGUAGCAACGACGCAACUGUGACCAUCACUGUCAGAAGAAACAAGUUCUUGCCUCAGUUCGUUGGCCUUCCCUACACAGUGACCAUUGGCGAAACACGCCCUGUAAACGACACCAUUCUCUCCGUCGCGGCAGUCGACAACGACCAAAGGGGUACCCUGGUAUACGAAGCUGUGGGAUUCUAUCCAGCACAGAGCUUCUUUGGAAUCAAUAACGUCACUGGUCAUAUCACUGUGAUACAGUCGUUGAAGAAUGACGGUCUGGCUCGCACUGAAUACACACUCCGUGUGGUUGUCUACGAUACCCAGGUUCCCGCUCAAAGACUCUCCGCUGAUGUCUUGGUGUCUGUCGGGCGCAAUCUGAACGCACCAACACUAACUCAGACCCGAUAUUCACAGGCUGUUGACGAGGAUUACCCUCUCGGUGUCCCGGUUCUGAACGUGACAGCUUCGGAUCUUGAUGGGGACACAAUUUCGUAUGACAUCGUCGCCGAUAACAGCGGUGGAUCUGCACUUUCGUUUUUCUUCAUUGAGCGACCAACCGGAGCUAUUUACCUUAGACAACCACUCUCUGCAUCAAGCGCUAAUACGUUUGCGAUGACAGUCCGUGCCACUGACAGCGGUCGGCCACCUCGCGAGUCGCGGGCGGAGGUUGUCGUGUAUGUACGGAGGGAUGAGUUUGCCCCACGGUUCGAGAAUUCCCCACUCGUUGUGGUGAUCCCCGAGACCACAGCCAACGCCUCGACUAUAUUCACCGUCACCGCCACCGAUCAAGACCAGCAGGGUUCAAUCCAGUACAGCGUGAUGGGAGUUCCGCCAGCACCAACCUUCUUCAUGGUUACCUCUGGUGGCAACAUUGUUGUCAGAGGUGACCUCAGGAAUGACCGCGCCAUGAACUAUGUUCUGCGUAUCCGAGCUGUAGACAGCGCUAAUCUUAACGUGUACACCGAAGAGGACGUGAAAAUCUCCAUCUUGCGGAACGUCAACCAUCCUGACUUCCAACAACAAUCCUACUCCACACGCAUAUCGGAGACGACGCGCAUAGGAACAUCGCUGUUGACUGUCGUCGCUAACGACGCUGACAAUGAUCGCCUUACAUAUGAUAUACGCGGCGACGAGCGAUGCGUCACCAUGUUUUAUGUCGGUGCGGAUAAUGGCUUCAUAUACCUCCGGCAGUCGGUUAUGGAUACGGCAGAUAGCUCAUUUACAUGUACCGUAUCAGUGUCUGACAAUGGCUACCCAACUGCAAACACUGCGACAACAACAGUCUUCAUCGGCAUCGACCGCGACACUGUCGUACCCGUCUUCUCAUCCAAUGGUAGAUACGCUGUCAACAUCAACGAAAACAUCGCUGUUGGCAGUUUCAUCAGCUCCGUGCAAGCAACAAGACAGAACCUGGCUGGUCGCAUGUAUUACGAAAUUAUCGGCAACUAUCCUGCACCAAGUUUCUUCAAGGUUCACAAUAUGACUGGUGAAAUAACAGUUGAGGAAAACCUCCGCAAUGACAAUCUUCGACUUGGGUCCUACACGCUUCGUGUCCGUACCUAUGACACGAGCGUGCCACACCUUGCUGCCAUUGCCGAAGUGUACAUAACGGUACUCCGGAAUCUGAACGGUCCAGUAUUCAGUCCCUCUACGUACAGAGUGACGCUCAGGGAAGACGUGGACGUGGGAACCUAUAUCCAGAAACUCAACGUAUCAGACCCCGAUGGCGUUCAACUCAGUUGCUCAGUGGACGCACAAGCCUACUUUGCCAUCGACGCAAGCACUUGCUUACUCCGAGUUUCCAAAGCUCUUACAGAUGAUACCAGCAAGGCAACCGAAUACACUAUCUUCGUGACUGCGACUGAGAUGACCAGCAGCAACCGUCAGUUCGCCACGGCCAGCGUCCAAGUGACCGUCCUCCGUGACCUGUACUCCCCUCAGUUCAACAACCUCCCCGCCACCAUAGACGUGAACGAGGACCUCCCAGUCGACAGAGCCAUCUUCACUGCAGAUGCAUACGACGCGGACAUCCAAGGAACAAUAAAGUAUGAGCUGACAGGGGUCUUCCCAGCAAAGAGCUUCUUCGAGAUCGACCCUUCUUCUGGUGCCAUCGUCCUCAUGAACAGCCUCCUCUCAGACACGCUUGGCCGCACGUCGUACACGGCUCGGGUACAGAUUUACGACACCGCACGACCUGACAACCGCACACAGGCAGAUCUCGUCAUCCGGGUAGUGAGAAACUCCAAUGGUCCCAUCUUCUCUUCUGCGAGUUACGAAGCUUCUGUGGAAGAGAACUUCCCCCUGUAUCAGUCCCUGGUUCAGGUCGUCGCUAGUGAUGCUGACGGGGACAAGCUCACAUACACCCAUCUAGGCACUGCCGAGGAACAGAAACUAUUCUAUCUGAAUCCAGACAGUGGAGUUAUCUCCCUUGGUUCAUCUCUGCAGGACACGUCCAAGAAUCAGUUUGUGUUCGAAGUAGAGGCUUCAGACAAUCGCGUCUCCAGUAUAGCCAAAACAAAUCGUGUGACCGUGGUUAUAACUGUACAACGAGACAAUGGUCCCCCACGGUUCCUGAACGCUCCGUACGUCUUGGAUGUCCCCAUCCGACAGCCAGUCAACUCCACCGUGGUGAUCGUCAUCGCCCGUGACCCCGACAACAAGGGAAUGAUGAGGUACCGACUGGACGGCAUCGCCCCCGGCACCGACUACUUCUCCAUCAGCGACAUCACUGGCAACAUCAUAGUGAAGCAGGAGUUGACUCUCAACACCGAUGUCUAUGCUAAAUAUACGCUUUUGGUAUCUGCUUAUGACACCAGCAGUCCAGAGAUCGUCAUAACAGAGCCAGUUCAGAUUAGAGUGUUGAGGAACCUGUAUUCCCCAGUUUUUGUGACGAAGUCGUACAUGCAAACCAUCUACGACUUCAUCCCUGUAGGAUCAAGCGUGCUACAAGUCACUGCCACGGAUGAUGAUAUUACCGCUCCGGAAAACACCUUCACAUACGACAUAGACAAUACUUCGCCAGCCAACGAGUUCUUCUCAGUGGAUCCCUUCAGUGGCAUUAUUAGAACCACAAAGGAUCUGUCAGAGAGCACCGCUUCCUCCUACGUGUUUAAUAUAAUUUCCCGUGAUCUGGGCGCCAGUAGUCGAUCUGACACCGCUACUGCUACAGUUGUGAUCCAGCGAAACAGUGGACGGCCAGUGUUCAUCAACCCUGAUCAGUAUGACGUCACCGUGUCCGAGACCAUGUCCGUGUUGUCCCCUAUCCUACACGUGCAAGCAGUGGACACCGACUCUGUGGACACGCCCAAUGGUCAGAUCGUCUACACACUCACUGGUCCAGCAGAGGCGCAACGGUUGUUUGAGGUUCAUAUGAUGACUGGAAAUAUCACGGCCAGAGUCUCCCUCACAACCGCUGCUAAUGACACCUACGAGCUCACUAUUCGUGCCAGCGACCGAGGCACACCAACUCAGAGCUCUGAAGUAACAGUGGUCAUCCGAAUUCGUCGCGAAGGAACCCCGUUCUUCCAGGAACCAGAAUACAUCGUCAGUCUGACUGAAAACACAGCAAUAGACACUGUAGUGAUUGACCUGAAUGCCACAGACCCACUUGAUAAUAAGCUGAUCUAUGAGAUCAAUGGUGACGGAAUGGCCUCUACAUUGUUCCGCGUCAGUCCAGAUACGGGUCUAGUGAGCGUGGCCCAACCCUUCAAAACAGACACUCAGGAGUCCUAUGUUAUCCGUAUACGUGCCUACAGACAGACGGACGCAGCAGUGUUCGCCACAGUGAUUGUCAGAGUGGUCAUUACCAGGAACGCCAAUGCUCCAAGCUUCUUGCAUAAUGACCUGGUGUUUAACUUGGCGGAGAAUUACCCUCUGGGCGUUUCACUUGGUCAGCUCAAUGCUACAGAUAAGGACAUCGGGAAUAAUGGUAGAAUAACGUACACCAUCGACGCCCAGAACUCCAUACCCCUGUACGUGCGCGACUUCUUCUACGUCAGCCCUACAACAGGUACCCUGUCGGUAACCAAGAGCCUCCAAGAAGACGCCAACCAACCCCUGAGUUAUGUCCUCAAUAUCCUAGCAACAGACAAUGGGUACCCUACUAAAUUCUCAGCACUUCAAGUGACUGUCAACGUUGUUAGAAACCGCAACGGUCCUGCUUUCUCCAGUGACGUGUAUGAGACUGAUAUCGAUGAGGAUGUUUCUGUUGGAACCAGCCUCCUGCAAGUACAGGCUGCAGAUGCUGAUGGUGGCCGAGUCACCUACACUCUCCUGUCAACUAUACCCACAUCUCUGUACUUUAACGUGGACGAGAACACCGGCGUGCUGAGUAUGGCGGCGUCUCUGCUGAUGGACAACGCAGCUGUAUACACUAUGACCGUGAGAGCCCGGGACUACCCAGGUGAAGGUGCCCUGUACCGCAGCAGUGAGGCUACCCUGGUUGUCACCGUGCGACGUAACCCCAACACCCCGGUGUUUGUACAGUCGGCGUACAACAUCACCAUCUCCGAGUACACGGCUGUUCAGGACGUCGUAGCAACCAUCAGGGCCACAGAUGCAGACCCUAGUGACACGCCAAGCGGCCAGCUAGUGUACCGCAUCACCAGCGUGACGUUCCCCGGCUUCCAGAGCUCCACCCUCCGAAAUAACUACGACUUCUUCAUCAUCAGUCCGACAUCAGCAGACAUAUAUCUGGCCCAGACUCUCAGCAAACAUGGUGUCCCAGAUACGUUUUAUAUUACUAUUGAAGCUGCUGACCGCGCCCUGCCUCCCAAGAUCGCCACUGCUCAGCUGGAGAUUCACAUUGUCCGCAACAUACACACCCCACGCUUCACUUCCACAAGCUAUGGGGCAACUAUUGAGGACACUGCGGCUGUUGGGAGAACGCUGUUCACUGUCACCGCUCUUGAUGCUGAUGAGGAUGUACCUCUGAAUCAAAAUACCCCCAACGCAGAGUUCAAUUAUAUUGUUGAUCCCAAAUACAAAGACGCAGUGUGGUACUUCGACGUCAGUUCCGAUGGCAUCGUGAGCAUCAGGAACCCGCUCGUAUCAACUGAUACUCCGUCAUUCUUCUUCAAUAUUAUUGCUAUUGACAAGAGCUGGACACCGUUAAGCAGCCGAGUUCCAGUUCGCAUCAACGUGACCCGCACCAGUACAGGGCCCAGGAUCCUCGGCUUCACAGCGCCUAUUUAUUACGUUGUGCUACCGGAGAACUCGGUCGGGGACGGCAACCGCUUUAAAUCAUUGAUAGUCCUGGACACGGAGAAUCAAGACAUUGAUCUCAAUGUGGAGUGCCGAAUCAUCUACAUUAACGGGGAAGCUGAUUUGGUCGGGACUAUAUUCAGUGUUCGGACAACCCGAGACGGCAAGAACUGCGAGCUGUAUAUGAUCGGGAACUUGGACAGAGAGCAAGGAAGCCUGUAUAACAUCACUGUUGGAGUCCAUCACCAGACUACUGUCAGCAAGCGAUCUAUCAACAAUGCAGUAUACAACACGUGGGAAUACACCAACAUAUUGGUGUCGGUGACUGACGUCAACGACAACGCCCCCUCGUUCAACUUCCCCGUGUAUCCUGUCGUUAACCUGCAGGCAUAUGUGACGGCUAUAAGCAUAGCAGCGCCCCCUAACAGCAAGGUCACUCAAGUGCAGGCGACUGACCCAGACUUAGGCCUGAACGGGAUAGUGUCCUACUCCGUCAGCCCCAUCCCAGGGCUGUUUGAUGAGGUGCCUUUCUACAUCAACUUUGACGGGGAAAUCUACACCACAAAGGACUUCUCCCACGAGGAAGCCUUCCCGCGCCAGUUUGUGUUCAAGGUCACAGCUAGCGAUAACGCAAUGACGUCAGAACGGCUACAAGCGGAAUCAAAUGUUUACGUGAACCUAAUUGAAAACAAGAACCGGUUUAUUCUUGUUCUGACGAAUACCCCUCCGGAAAACGUUAUACCAAAGAUGGAGUUCUACAGACAAGCACUACAGAAUGUCACUGGACGUAUCAUUAUCAUCGAGAAAAUCCAAGGCCGACUGUUUACUGAAGUAGGAUCCAGCGUGUUGGACCUUGACAUCACUGGAACGGAUAUCACCUUCGUCGUGGUGAACAGCGACAGCUUCCGACUUGAAGAAAACACUGCUAUGGACAUGUGA